GGUCCCUCUGAGGUGGGCGGUCUGUGCUCGGCCUCCCCGCUCCCUGGCAGUGUAGAUUCGGCUCCAGCCUCAGCAUCUCCGGCUCCAGGAUGCUGCUCGUCCGCCCGCUGCUCCCGGCCCUGUGGCUGCUCCUGGCCGGCCUCCUCCUCCUGGUCCCCGCGGCCGGAGGCUACAGCUUCCCGCAGCAGCACACGAUGCAGUACUGGGCCACGCGGCUGGAGCGAGAGUUUCACCAAGUGAUGAGGAACUUUGCGGGCGCUCAGCAGUUGCAGGGGCUCUACAGAGACAAGAGUAAUCUGUUCGAAGUGAAGCAGAACGUCCCCCGCAAGCUGGUGGAGAAAGUGGCGGGCGACAUCGAGACCCUCCUCGCCAAAAAAGUGAGAGCUCUGAAGAGAUUGGCGCGUGCGGCGGAGGAGUUCCAGAAGAAUCACCGCUGGCAGGAUAACAUCAGGGAGGAAGAUAUUGAAUAUUACGAUUCCAAGGCGGACACGGAAUAUGAUGAUCCGGAGGGCGAGGAGGAGUCCGUGGAGGCGUCAAACUCCCUGAAACUGGAGUUCAGCGAGGAUCCGAACUUCAGGACUAAAGUGAAUUACUCGUACACGGCGGUGCAGAUCCCGACCGACAUCUACAAGGGCUCCACGGUCAUCCUGAAUGAGCUGAACUGGACGGACGCCUUAGAGAACAUCUUCAUCCAGAAUCGGCAGGAGGACCCCACGUUGCUGUGGCAGGUGUUCGGCAGCGCCACCGGUGUCACCCGAUAUUACCCAGCCACCCCCUGGAGGGCACCCAGCAAGAUCGACCUGUACGAUGUCCGCAGGAGGCCCUGGUACAUCCAGGGGGCGUCCUCGCCGAAGGACAUGGUGAUCAUAGUGGACGUGAGCGGCAGCGUGAGCGGUCUCACCCUGAAGCUCAUGAAGACGUCCGUCAUGGAGAUGCUGGACACCCUGUCUGAUGAUGACUAUGUGACCGUGGCUUCGUUCCACGAGAAGGCAGAGCCCGUGUCCUGCUUCCGGCAGCUGGUCCAGGCCAAUGUGAGGAAUAAAAAGGUGAUCAAAGAGGCCGUGCAGGACAUGGUGGCGCGAGGGACCACCGACUACAAGGCUGGGUUUGAGUACGCCUUCAGCCAGCUCCAGAAUACAAAUGUCACUCGUGCGAACUGUAAUAAGAUGAUUAUGAUGUUCACGGACGGCGGAGAGGAUCGGGUGCAAGACGUCUUUGAGAAAUACAACUGGCCAAACAAGACUGUUCGCGUCUUCACGUUCUCGGUCGGGCAGCACAAUUAUGACGUCACGCCCCUGCAGUGGAUGGCUUGCGCUAAUAAGGGUUACUAUUUUGAGAUUCCGUCCAUCGGAGCGAUUCGCAUAAACACUCAGGAAUAUCUUGACGUUCUCGGGCGUCCAAUGGUUUUGGCUGGAAAUGAAGCAAAGCAGGUUCAAUGGACGAACGUCUACCAGGAUGCACUGGGUUUGGGUCUGGUGGUGACUGGGACGCUGCCCGUAUUCAACCUGACGUCUUCUGGAGCUGAUGAGUCUGGAAACCCCAGCAAGAAUCGGCAGAACCAGCUCAUCCUCGGUGUUAUGGGCAUUGACGUUGCUUUGGACGACAUCCAGAGACUGAUGCCGCGAUACAGUUUGGGGGCCAAUGGUUACAUGUUUGCCAUUGAUCUGAACGGCUACGUCCUGCUCCAUCCCAACCUGAAGCCACAAGUCAUUAGCUUCCAGGAGCCGGUCACCCUGGAUUUCCUGGACGCGGAGCUGGAGGAUGAGAAUAAGGAGGAGAUCCGGAGGAGAAUGAUUGAUGGGUUAGAAGGGCAUCAGUUCAUCCGGACCCUGGUGAAAUCACUGGAUGAGAGGUACAUCGAUGAAGUGGAUCGGACUUACACCUACGCCCCCAUACACAGCACUAAUUACAGCCUGGGCCUGGUGUUGCCUCUGUACAGCUCCUAUUACCUCCGGGCUAAUCUGAGUGAUCAGAUCCUCCAGGUGCAGUAUCCAAACAAGAAAACUAAGGAUUUUGAGUCUCUCAUGCCGAAUACCUUUGAAUCUGAAGGUCGCGUGUUCCUGGCUCCAAGGCAGUACUGCCAGGACUUGGAACAGUCGGAAAACAACACCGAGUUCUUGCUGAAUUUCAUUUCACUGAUGGAGAAAGUGACUCCAGACUCCAAGCAGUGUGACAGCUUCCUCCUGCACAACCUGAUCCUGGAUACGGGCAUCACGCGAGAUCUGGCGGACCGUGUCUGGAGGGACAAGGACCUUCUGACGUACGGGCUCCUCGCCGUCUUUGCUUCUACGGAUGGAGGCAUCACCAGAGUCUUCCCCAACAAGGCUGCGGAUGACUGGAUGGAGGACAUGGAGCCUCAUAAUGCCACGUUUUAUAGAAGAAGCCUCGACAACAAGGGCUAUAUAUUCCGAGCACCUUAUAGAGAACCUGGUUACCGACCAUCAGAUCUGGAGAAUAACACGGUGGGGAUUCUGGUGAGCACGGCGGUGGACCUGGAGAUUGACGGCAGGAAGCUGAAACCUGCAGUUGUCGGGGUAAAGUUGGAUCUUGAGGCUUGGGUGGAAAAGUUUAAAAUUCUGGCCAGUAACCAUUCGGAGGCAAAUCCUCAUGGACCACGCAAGCAAUGCAGUCCUUCCAGCAGCUGCGAGAUGGACUGUGACAUCAACAGUGAGGAUUUACUCUGCGUUCUCAUCGAUGACGGCGGAUUCCUUGUCAUGUCCAACCAGCAAGACCACUGGUCCCAGGUCGGGAAGUUCUUCAGCGAGGUGGACCCCAACCUGAUGUCUGCUCUGUAUAACAGCUCCUUCUUCACCAGGAAGGAGUCCUACGAUUACCAGUCACUGUGCGCCCCCAAAACCGAGAGCAACAAGGGGGCCGCCCCCAGAGGCAUCUUUGUGCCGACAAUCGCGGACAUGCUGAAUCUGGCCUGGUUGUCGUCUGCUGCUGCCUGGUCGCUCUUGCAGCAUCUGUUCGUCAGCCUCAUGUACACCAGCUGGAUGCACGCGGAGGACAUCAUGGCCGAGAACCUGGAGCCCCGAGAAGCCAGCUGCAUCAUGAAGCAGACGCAGUACUACUUCAGCAACCUCAACGCCACCUACUCCGCGGUCAUUGAUUGCGGACCCUGCUCGCGAUAUUUCCACGCCCAGAGACUCUCAAACACAAACCUCCUGUUCGUGGUGGCCGAGACGAUGAUCUGCAGCCAGUGCGACUCCAUAAAGCUGGACCAGGCCGAGACGCGCUCUGAGGGUCCGGAGCAGUGUGAACUGGUGCAAAUGCCCCGAUAUCGUAAAGGUCCCCACGUCUGCUUUGACUACAACCCUAUGGAGGACACCUCGGACUGCGGACGGGGCUCCAUGUUCCGACCGUCUUGGCUCCUGUUGGCGUCUCUUCAGCUGCUGCUCCUGCUCGGCGGCUGCUCGUCCUCGUCCUCCGUGGGUCGGGGCCUCUAGAGGGGCCCCGCUUCCUCCCUCCUUCCUGAGGCCACUUCUUCUGUAGUGAUGUGGUUACCAUGACAAACAGGCAAACGCCGCUCUUCCGCGUUGCACUGAAUUACCACGACAACCACCACUUGAUUUGGAUGAUUUUAUGGCGACAACAAGGAGACCUUUAAGUGUCAUCAGGAGUUACCAUGGCAACCAGGAACCUAGACAUCAUGGCAGCACUUACCUGCGAGCGGGAGGAGCCAUGGCAGCUCCCAGAACUUCCUGUUUCCUGUUCGUCCGUCUGUCUCCAUGGUUCCUGUCCGUUCACCAGAUUCUCUGUCUUAUAAGUUGCGGGGGUCACAGGGUCAGCGCUCUUUGACCUCCUUGUCCAUGUCUAUAGCUACUGUAAGGAGCAAGAGCUCUUAGUGAUGAUGUCAUAUCUACCCAGGGUGAUGUCAUAGCUACCCUUAGUGAAAAUAUUAUAGCUACCCAUAGUGAUGAUGUCAUAUAUACUCAGGGUGAUGAUGUCAGAGCUGUUCUUGGUGAUGAUGUCAUAUACCCAUGAUGAUGUCAUAUCUACCCAUGGUGGUGAUGUCACAGCUCAUUGUGAUGUCAUAUCCACUAAUGAUGCUGUCACAGUUAUAAAUGGUGAUGUCAUAUCCCUCUCUGGUGACCUCACGGCGAUGUCACAGCGAUCCUUGGUCAUCUUUUCAUGGCUUUCCAUAUCAUCGUCACAUACAAAGGAGUCAGAGUUCUUCUCAUACGGGGGGGGGGGGGGGGUCGGGGUUCAGGACAAAUGACUUAUAAGCAAAGAAAAUGGACAGUGACUGUUGUCAGACUCCAGGCAGCGCCUGCCCCUUUAAGUAUGGCAGAUCAUAUUGGACAGUAUCUGCCGCUCCUUCCUGCAGGAGUGCAGCUCCGGGGGUCUUGUGCUUCUGCAGUUCUGCCCCUUAAGUGCCAAAGCUGCGUUUUUCUCCUUUCACCCUCUGGUCCUGGGGCUGUCAAGCUCGGCCCCCGCGGUCAGGCGAAUUUCCCCCGAUGUAUGAUUUUGCACCAAAGAAUCCGGUCUGUGACGCCGCUGCUGCUUCCCCUACACGUGAGCGUGAAGGCAACGCCCUAAUUCACCCUCACAGGUUACUAUCUCUUUAAGAGAGCCCCGCCUCCAGCCGAUCCGUGUGUUCCUCAUGUAAUCCGUUUUUUUCACUCUGUGAGUGUGUAGACCUGAAAUACUCAGUGCCAGCUGUGAUAAUCCCAAGACAGAGCACAAGCAUCUCACAAGCACAGGGGACCUGCGACCCCCAAAAACCGCACAGAAACCGUCGCAGUGUGUCAGCGAGGCACGGCCAAUCAUAGCACAACCUGGGGGAGGGGUCUCAACUGUGCUCCGCCCUUCAGACCAGAUGAUGACCGAGAGCAGGGACCGAGAAUGAGGCGCCAAACCUCCAAUUACUACGCCUUCCCCCCGAAAUUGGAGCAUCAGCCGCAACCUGGGAAAGCUGGGUACAGUCAGCUGUCGUCCCUAGCACCCAGCUUUCCCAGGUUCCUGUAUGGCGCGUCACCUUGUUCUGCCCCAUAUUAAUGGGGGAUCAGGCAGAUUGUCCCUUCAGGCUUCCAGGAAAGCUGAGUGUCGCCAUCUGUGGGCUUUGUAUGGGAGAUCACCCAGCUUUCCCUGGAACAGAUGAUGAAUACAGGCCCUCUAUACACUGGGGGGACUUUGCUCCUUUUGUAGCCAUUUGUUGCCUUUCUGGCGUCCAUCCUCAUCCUCGUCUCAUUCAUGCCGCCAUCUUGCUUGUCGUCCGCCUCCAGUGAUUAGACCUCCCUGCGGCUCUGGACACAGCCAAAUGAUGGGGGGGGGGGGGGAGCCCCCGCUCUGCCAAGGGGUCGGGAGUCAUGAAGUGAACCCCUAAUGGUCAUGUGUUUGCUUGUAGCUUUGCUGUGUGUGGCUGUUGUUUUGGGGGUGUCUGAUGUGUGUGCGCCAGGCGUCCGUCCGCUCGCAUCCUCCACUAUAAAUAGGUAUAAAUA
Bufo bufo (common toad) is the source of this 5444-nucleotide messenger RNA. RefSeq names its product calcium voltage-gated channel auxiliary subunit alpha2delta 2 (gene CACNA2D2). Bases 90 to 3449 code for a protein of 1119 amino acids. Gene Ontology annotation, cellular component: voltage-gated calcium channel complex. Gene Ontology annotation, molecular function: voltage-gated calcium channel activity. The record is from RefSeq and is a predicted model, not a curated record. NCBI's taxonomy places the organism in Eukaryota, Metazoa, Chordata, Amphibia, Anura, Bufonidae. The transcript is spliced from 39 exons.